Enterobius vermicularis (human pinworm) is the source of this 741-nucleotide messenger RNA. The record is from the annotation of a GenBank genome assembly. Lineage: Eukaryota; Metazoa; Nematoda; Chromadorea; Rhabditida; Oxyuridae.
CUGCUUUUUGAAACAACAAACGGAAAAACUAUUUUUGCAGUCAAACUUGCUGGUGCUUCAAAUUUCAACUGUGUCCUGCCGAAGGAAGUCGACGACAUUCCUCUGACAGCACACAGUCUGUCACCAAAGCAUAUCAAAGUUAUAGCUGCACUUGGUGAUUCCUACACGUAUUUCAAUCCAAGCCUGAAAGGUGCAAGUCUUAAUAACCAGUCAAACUCUGAGCACCUUAAUGUAGCAAUAUCUGGAGGUACAAGUUCAACUCUUCAAGGCCAGGUUAAGAACUUCAUUGUAAACGUUUUUGAACCAAGUUUUUCAUAUUUCAGAAUCUUUCAAUUACAGGCAAUAGAGCUUAUAACCCGAAUGACAAACAUGUCGAGUAUUGAUGUCAAAAAUGACUGGAAAUUUAUAACACUUUUUAUUGGAACAAAUAACAUAAGAGCUUUUUGUACUGCUGGGGUAAUUUUUCGAUUCUAUGACUUAUUGAGUAUUGAUAGAGAUGAAAAAUGUCUAUGCCUUUUGAACAGCAAACACAAUUUGCUUCUGAUGUCUCCAGACUGUUUUCACUUUUCCGAAAUUGGUAACGAUGCUUUAGCAAAGUUACUUUGGAAUAAUCUGAUGACGCCAGUUGAAUCUUCAACAAAUGUGCAGAAUUUUGAUCCAGUUCAGAAAAUUACUGUCAAAUGUCCAGAUAUGGUAACAGUUUCCUUUGUCAAUUAUUGUACAGUGAUAAAAAGAAAAUAA